This is a messenger RNA of Bolinopsis microptera, 4475 nucleotides long. RefSeq lists its product as uncharacterized. The transcript has 13 exons. Bases 2446 to 3651 code for a protein of 401 amino acids. Gene Ontology annotation, biological process: cellular response to light stimulus; G protein-coupled receptor signaling pathway; phototransduction. The record is from RefSeq and is a predicted model, not a curated record. Lineage: Eukaryota; Metazoa; Ctenophora; Tentaculata; Lobata; Bolinopsidae. Gene Ontology annotation, cellular component: plasma membrane. Gene Ontology annotation, molecular function: G protein-coupled photoreceptor activity.
AGUAUACCAUAGUUCAGUAGCUGGGUUAAGAGCAUUCGUCAGCUGGGUUAAGAGCAUUCGUCAGCUGUGAUUUCUUCGUGUGUUUUCAAUGCCUAGUUUAGAUUAAGGGUCUUCACUAUAGUAUGUUCAGUGUUUUGCGAUGAAGUCUUCUUUGUCUUUCUCUUGGUCAUGAGCUACAAAAAACUUAUCGGUUGACAUUUUCUUGGCGAUGUUAAUUCCUUUUUUUCUCGAAUGAAUAGGACCAUAUUUCAUGGAUGAUGCUAUAGUUGUCUCUUCUCCAACUUUUGUCUUGGUUUGAUGUCAAUAGUCCUUGCACUUGGCACUCGGCAGUUCACAUGGACCAAAUGCAACAAUUUCCCAAUAAUAUGGAGGUCAAUAAAUCAAUUCAAUUUAUAAAAACAAUGGUCUUUUAUGAUUGAUAACACCGGUUUUCACAACAAUCAUUUUUCCCACAAUCAGACAACUAAUGACCCUGGUCCAUACCUCCACUGUCUACAGUCUGCUAAAGUAGAUAAGAUAUUGCCUUCUUUUGUGUUCAUGUGUGAGAGCUGGUCUUAAGAUCACUAUCCCUUUGUAUCCAUCGUUGAUUCAAUAACUAUGACAUAGGCUUCUCCGAGUCGCAGUUUAAGGAAUAAUAUAUCGCCAUGAGUACCUGGUGAAAUGAGAAUAAUGCACGUACAACCUGUUGUUUUUGCACGUGCAAUCUGUUAUUUUUGCACGUGCAAUCUGUUGUUCAGCAAGGAUAACGCACUUAUGGUUAAUCCGAGACUGUCACAUGAUUGAAAAAGCAAUAUGCACUAUAUAUGUUGGUUUCAUUGUCAGAAUACAUAAUUUCGUUUUAUCGCGAGACAAAUUCGAGCAAGGUCUUUUGACAAGAAAUGGUAAGUACUUUUGAGCGAGGUAAUUAAUAAAUUUAGCUCCAGUUGAGCCUCCACGAUCAAAUGAUUCAAUUGAAUUAUUGAUUUUGUCCGAGUUUCAUCGCUUCAAUGGCUUAGUGUUUCUAUGCCUAUGGAUUGUAAAAUGAUUGCAAAUGCAUUAUAUCGUAAUUAAUUGUGUAGUGUUUGGAGUUUGAGGGGCAGCAUCUUGAUUGGAUAAUGAAUAGUGAAGGAAUGGACAGAUCUUUCUAAUUUAGGCAUUUUAUGGUUUCUAAUAUGGUCACUAUAUCUGCACUUCAAGUUGAAUCAUAUUUGCUGCCACACUUCAAAACAUCCUUCACUUCUCGUAUGGAAUUAUUAACUAGGUUCACGUAGACUUGCUCUUACACUCACUUCUUAAUCAUUAUUUAACGUUUCUGACACUUUUUUAUAUGAAACUUUAAAAUGUAAUUUAUAUGUUUCUUUGGCCCACAGUUGCCUAGAGUUGCCUAGGGUUCUACAACAACAUAUCUAUGAGUAUAAGUAUAACUGGUCUGUAUUUUUGUCCUAAGAUGAGGUUGUCAUUAGAUUGUCCUAAGCUAAAGGUAUUUCCUAAGCUAAGGUUACUACAGCUUCAGCAGCAGAUUUUCAUGUUAUAAAUUGAGGGUCUACAACAGACGCAGAACACAAAUGCUUUAGUUGUAAAUUUGUUCUUGUUAACACGUACGAGAAUAGUAAAACGCGUAAACAAAGAGACUAAUCACACAGAAAUUACGUAUGGUAAACAAUCGUAUAACUCACCCCGUGGACGCCGUGGUUGCUGCCCAUCCCAUGUUCCCUCGGGAAGUAAUUACAAUUUGUCAAUUUUAUCAAAUAAUUAUCACUGUGGACCUUUGUUACGCUACAACCGUGUUACACUUAAAUUUCGGCAAUUGUCCUCAAUUUGGUGGUCUCUUACGCAUCUCUAAUUUCCUCUGUCUAGAAAUACCUCUUAAGAAUAAAUAGAGAUCAAGCAAUGGUGUCUUGUUUUAAGAUAUAUCUUGGAGUUUAAGCAUUUCUUGAGAGUCAUGCCUUGCGCAUGAUUAGUCAUGAAUAGUCAUGAAUAGUCAUUGUCUCAUCGUGUUUUAGGAUUCAUCUUGACCUUACGAAUUAGUAAAGACAUCAUUUGAGGUCGAGCUGCUUCUUUCGAGUGUGCACUGUGCAUAAAGGCUAGUGAAUGGUUGUUAUAUAAGUAUAUACUGGUUUUAUUCAAGCUAAUGACUGGUUUUAUGCUCGCUUUUUACUUGUUCCUUAGUAUUUCUGCUCGCUAGGGACUGGUUUUCUCAGUAAUGGUCCACUAAACGGUUUACUCUUCUGAUAGCUCCCUGUUAAAGUGCACUGCAUUUCUUCUCGACCCUUGUUUGCUUCGUUCUAGUCGUUGGAUACUAAAUAAGUAAUACUAAUUUUACUAGCUUCAACGUGGUGCAGCUUCUACUUGAUUCUGUUUUGUGCUUGGUUCUAGCGUUUAUUUACUCCUAGUACUAGAUACUUGAUAUCAUUUGGCCAGUAGACAAUAGGUUAUUAAUACCACGUGAUACAAGAUUGGGAGGAUAUGGAGAGGAUAAGCGGUAUUGAGCAUUUCAUGAACUCGACGGAGUUCUCGUGUGGGUAUGAUAAACCCCGUGAGGUUUACUGGAUCAGACAUGCGGACCUCACUGUAGGAGUGGUAUUCAUGAUGUUAUCAAUAGCUACUCUGUUCGUCAACGCAUUCGUUAUCUACGCUUUUUUCACCAGUAAACGUAGUCUACAGGGUACGUCCCUCAUACUCGUUCAAGUUGCUUUCAACGAUUUCAUAUCAGGGAUAGUUGGGAUAGUGUUUUGUAGUAAUCUGCUAUCUGACAGAACAGUAAGUACUUAUAGGGACAGUAAAGCUGGCAACAUCAUCCUCUGUCAGGUGUACGGGAUUCUCCUGGAUAUAAUUUACAUUGCAGCACCCCUGCUGCUCGCCAUCGCAACCGCACUCAGAGUUUUUGCUGUUCUCUCACCCUACAACUAUCAGAAGAUAAAUACGACGUAUAAACUAAUUCCCAUCGGACUGAGUGCCAUGUCUUGGAUAUUCGGAGCCGGAGUCGGUCUGUUCCCGUUUUUAUUUGGGAAGUGGAUGUGUUUUUCCCAAGUAUCCGGGAGUUGCGAUUACUUUGUAAUAAAUGUGCUGGGUGGCGACAAGUACAAAACGCGAAUAUACAGUUUAUGUCUGUUCGUGCUACCCGGGAAUAUCGCAUAUUUUGUAAUUGUGGUCGGAGGUAUGAUCGUAAUCGGGAAACUCUUCAGACAAAACAGAAAAACUGUAGAGAGAACUACGUCUAGAAUGGAGACUGUCGCCAAUGCGAGGGCAGCUUUUGCUACAAAAUCUACUAAGAGCAGAAGAGCUUCAGAGUCAGAACUGAAGAUGAUGCAAAAGGAGCUCAGUGUUAUCAAGUGUACUUUAACACUGUGUGCUACGUACUUUGUAGCUCACUUUGUUACAGUGGCUUACAAUGUUGUUUACAUGUUCCAGACAAAUAACACCGUCUUCAGGACCAUGUCAGGUAACAGUGCUACGGGUGAAGUUUAUCUGUACUCGUGGUUCUAUUUGUCUCACACACUAGCAGGUUUUAUUGACGGACUGGUACAGAUCCAGUGCAACAAUGAGAUGCAGAGAGAAGUUAAGAAUCUUGUCCGUAGAGUCACCAGCUUUGGGAGCAGACAUCUUUCCGAUAUAGAAUUAAAAGGGUCUAUGUACACAAGUGUGAACAGAUUCGCAACAUUCACACAGUAGCCGCCACCCCAGAGGAAGCGGGCGACAAGAAAACCCCCCUAUCUAAAGUUAACAGUCUGCCGAAAGUAGAGGAACACACAAUCACUAAGACCUCCCGCUCAGACACAGGCAACCACGAUCAGAUAUCUAAAACUGACUCCGGGCACGGGAGUGGAAGUGGUAUUGAUUAUAAAACUACUCUGGGUAAUGUGUCAGCUGACCCUACAGUGGUUCAGUUAUCAGAGCAGAUUGAUGCAACACCAAUUGAUAAGAAUGGACAUAAUGUGUGAUCUUGGUGUGGUGAUGUUGGACAGUUGGAGGUCAACCUCUGUAAUCGUAUAAUCCCUCAGUCUCAGUUUUAGUUGGAAAAUACUCUAGGAGUUAUGUGUGUAUCACUCGUAGUGGUGAAUUGAGUGGAUGUAGCUUUGGUGGUAAGCUACUGACAGUUGAGUUAAAGAUAAAAGGAUUCUAGUAGCGAAUAAAGUUUAAAACAAUUAUAAAUCCUAACGUUUCCAGACUCGCCAGAAGAUAAAAUCCCGUCAUGGUCACAUGGUGCAUAAUUGUGAAGACAAAUCAAUGGUGGCCGCUAUAAUCCAGAUUGUGACGCUGUGAUUUUGAUUGGACCUCGAAAAGACGAAUUUUCGACCUAUUUUAUAACUUUUAUCAAGCUUCUUGCGGGAUUCGACAUUUUUAUUCCGUCCUUUAAUAACUUGUGUUUUUGUUUUAAAUUCGAAUUUAUUUUCCUGAAAAAAAAUUAACAAGAGUUUUAAAGCUUUCUAGAUUUUUUAAUAUUAAGGGUUUAUUACAAAUUAUAUCUCAAAUUAUCUCUAAUCAACUCUCAUCAA